GCUAUAGAGUUUCAAUCAAAAAUAGCAAUACUGUAUUAUAAUGUCCUAUUUGUAUCAGAGAUCCAAUCUGCCCCAAUGUAUAUAUGAAAUCCUAUAGCCCAUCCAAACAAGAAGAAUCAACCUUCAUUACAUCACCAGCAGUUAUAGCUAGCUAUUCGAGCCUCACAUAUAUCCCUAUUUCCAACCUCAACACUCUUUUCAGAAGGUUCAAAAAUGCACUUCAGUCUCCUCACUACCGCUACCUUUCUCUCGUUCUCGGCCGUUGCAGUCGCAACUCCACAAAUUGUAGGUCCGGGAACCGAACACCUACCGAUACGGAACCGUUAUGUCUGGUUUGCGUCGAAUUACAAAGCUUCAUGUCUUAAAAACGAUGCGCCCUUGGAAAAUUGCACCUACAGUAUGUUUCUCCCUCAAACCAACGUCCCUUCAUAAACUGCUGAGAUUCUUCAAUGUCCGCUCUAGUACUACUUUUAUGUAGUCCUAAUUGAUGAUGAACUCCAAACACCUCAAGUAGAUACUUUUCUUCCCUCAUAACGAAUCAUUCUGAAGAUAUCAUACUAACUACAAUAUCCUCAUCCGCAACAAAACUAACACCAAUCCCCCCCAGGCUACAGCAUCCAAGGCAUCCAAGCCACCGGCGGCGCAACCAUCAUACCCGCCUUCAACGCAACCUGCAAAGCCACGAACGUAUCCCCCAACGACCCACAACUGCCCUGUGAACUCAUCGAUGACAGACCCGCAGGACGAAGUCUCAAUUCGAGCUUGAUCCCCGCGGUCCGCGCGAACGCCACGGGGAGUAUCCAGAUGCAAGUCAGCUACCAAUUCGUGGACCAGGGCGAUAAGCCGACCUCGUACAAGUACAUUGGUGAUAUCAGGGCUCCGUUUGCGUCUGAUUCUUUUGAUAUUUUGACGGGUGAGGUUGUUAAAUUAGGGAAUGUUAAUUAA
Molecule: messenger RNA, 945 nt
Organism: Hymenoscyphus albidus
Lineage: Eukaryota; Fungi; Ascomycota; Leotiomycetes; Helotiales; Helotiaceae
Source: the annotation of a GenBank genome assembly